This is a messenger RNA of Pectinophora gossypiella (pink bollworm), 8636 nucleotides long. RefSeq names its product unextended protein-like. Gene Ontology annotation, molecular function: transmembrane transporter activity. Gene Ontology annotation, biological process: magnesium ion homeostasis; transport. The record is from RefSeq and is a predicted model, not a curated record. Gene Ontology annotation, cellular component: plasma membrane. NCBI's taxonomy places the organism in Eukaryota, Metazoa, Arthropoda, Insecta, Lepidoptera, Gelechiidae. The transcript has 15 exons. Bases 93 to 3542 code for a protein of 1149 amino acids.
UUGCCGCCGAACUGUCAAUCGGUGAAAACAUGUCGUUAUAGCUAUAGAAUACGAUUUUCUUGUUUUAUUUUCGCUUCUACGUCUUUGAAAAAAUGGCAUCAGUGUUUAGUGUGUUGCGGACUUGUGGUUUAAUUGUUCAUUUAAUUUUACAAACAUACGCAGUGGAGGACCAUGGCCCUGCUCCCUGGAUAGUGUCUACGAAAGUGGAGGAUAAAAAUUGUGUUGAAAAAAAUUGUAAAUAUUUACUGAACGUGCGCGGUGGUGAGUUUCUCGGGCAUUAUUCUUGGAGAUUAAGUCCCGUGGAAGCUUUUAGAGGUGGUAACUGUGAUGUGAUAAGUCCUAAUUAUGAGUUAAAGGAAAUAUAUACGGAUCAAUGGGUGACGAAAAUUGAGGUGGUUGUUCCUAAUAAAGAGGGGAAGAUAUUCUUCUGUCUACAUUAUUCUGAGAAGAAGAAUGCUCCGUUCGGUGGCAAGUGGGUGCACCAAGGCGAAGACCUGUUUUUGGACCCCAAAAAUGAUGUCGUUUCCCAAACACGCGGCAAGCAGCAAAUGCAAGCCAGCCAAGACACUCAGACACUCACUCCUCAAUGGGCAGAUCUCUCUCACGACAUCGAUGUUAACCAGCUCCCCGGUGUCGCUAGACCUUCCAGACACGAGCGAAGCGACAUAGAAGUACUUAUAAAAGAUAAAUAUGUACCCCUUAACGAUAUAACUGAUGAUAACGUCCAGAGAAACAAUAUAUUUGAAGCAAAUCAUGUUGAUAGCAAUAAAGAUGUGAAAGCUGUUGAUGUUAAUAAGCAAAAUUAUAAAGGGAAAGUUAAAGAUGAUAGUUUUAAUAUAGACGGCAAAGAGGCCUUCGAAAGUUGGAAUGUUAAAGCGAAUGUUUUAAACAGAAGAAAACGUAGCAUUGUUAAUGUAGAAUUUCUUGAUGAUACCAAUGUGGAUGGUAUAGAAAAUGUCAAAGAAUAUUCUGGAAAGUAUCCCAAUAGGGAUACUGUAGACAAUUAUAAUGUUAAAAGUGUAGAUUUUAUAGAAAAAUCUAUUGAAAAACGUCAAGUAGUUAAGGAUGUUGUACUGAAAAGUAACAUAGAUAUUGAAGAUAUGCCAAGAAUGGAACGCAAACAAAAUACAACAGAUGUAUUAAUAACUAGUCAAGAUAUAGUAAAAGCUAGAGAACAUCUAGUAAAUGCUAUAAAACCUAUAAAUGUCGCUGAAAAUCAUGAAGACGCGUUGAUUAAGAUUCGGAAACAAAGGCAAGCGGUUGCAGAUGAUUUCACCAGUGUGAAGGGUGAUCCGUUUUUCGUUAGAAUCGAAGGCUUAAGAGUAGAGGACUCAGAGAAAGAACCCAAAAUCGUUGAAGACAGCAUACCCAGUGUUUUGGCGGACUCCGGAGUUACUCUGAGAUUGUUCGGCGAGGGACUCACGACGCGAACCAUGAUCGCGUUCACAUACGACGCGCAGAAGUAUGGCGAACCGUGCAAGUUUCUAAUCAAAGGGGAGUACUUAGUGAAACCCGACUCGAUCACACCGAAAAGCGCUCUUUUCGACAUCGUCGCCCCCCACCCGAUGCUGGGCUCCAAACUGUACAUCUGCGCUAAAAACCUGAAGGCGGGCGUGGUCGACCCUUUCAAGGACGAAGAUAAAUACAUGCACCAGGGGACAGAGCCCUUCAAAAUGUUGGCAACACACAACAAGCUUCUUCCAUUAUGGGUGUCUCUGAUACUGAUUUUAGUAUGCCUAAUGUUCUCAGCGCUUUUCUCCGGGCUAAAUCUAGGCCUGAUGUCUUUAGACAGGACCGAGCUGAAAAUUAUCUCCAACACUGGCACAGAGCAGGAAAGAAAAUACGCUCGAGCGAUAAUGCCAGUUCGAGACCACGGGAAUUACUUGCUGUGUAGUAUCCUGCUUGGGAAUGUUGCUGUUAAUUCGACGUUCACGAUAUUGUUGGAUGAAUUGACGUCGGGUUUGUUCGCGGUUAUAUUUUCGACUUUGUCGAUCGUGCUUUUGGGCGAGAUUACCCCUCAAGCGAUAUGCUCGAGACACGGACUUAUGGUAGGGGCGAAGAGUAUCAUGGUUACCAAGGCGGUAAUGGCAAUCACAGCGCCUCUAGCGUUUCCUGUUAGCAAGCUAUUGGACUAUUUCUUAGGUGAAGAAAUAGGCAGUGUGUAUAACAGGGAGAGACUCAAGGAGCUUGUCAAGGUAACGACAGACGUUAAUGACCUUGACAAGGACGAGGUGAACAUCAUAUCGGGAGCCUUAGAACUUCGCAAGAAAACGGUGUCUGACGUCAUGACCAAAUUGGAAGAUGUCUUCAUGUUGCCCAUCAGCUCCGUGCUGGAUUUCGAGACUAUGAGCGAGAUCGUCAAGUCAGGCUACUCCCGCAUCCCGGUGUACGAGGGCCACCGCGGCAACAUCAUCACGGUGCUGUUCAUCAAGGACCUCGCGUUCGUCGACCCCGACGACAACACCCCGCUGCGCACGCUCUGCCAGUACUACCAGAACCCGUGCAACUUCGUCUUUGAGGACGUCACGCUUGACGUCAUGUUUCGCCAGUUCAAAGAUGGCCACAAAGGGCACAUGGCGUUUGUCCACCGCAUCAACAACGAGGGUGAAGGCGACCCAUUCUACGAGACCAUAGGGCUGGUGACCCUUGAGGACGUCAUCGAAGAGAUGAUCCAGGCGGAGAUUGUCGACGAGACUGAUGUCUUUAUGGACAACCGCACUAAGCGGCGCCGCAACCGGCCCGCGAACAAGCUGCAAGACUUCACAGCUUUCGCCGAGAGACACGAGAACCAACGCAUACACAUAUCGCCGCAACUUACGCUCGCCACCUUCCAGUUCCUUAGCACCAGUGUUGAUGCUUUCCGGCCAGACACUGUGUCGGAGACGGUGCUCCGUCGGCUGCUUAAGCAGGACGUCAUCCAGUACAUCAAGCUGAAGGGGAAGACCAAGAAGGACCCCAGCACAUUCGUCUACCAUCAGGGCAAGCCGGUGGACUACUUCGUGCUGAUCCUGGAGGGCCGCGUGGAGGUGACGGUGGGCAGGGAGAACUUGGUGUUCGAGGCCGGGCCCUUCACGUACUUCGGCGUGCAGGCUCUCACGCAGAACGUGGGCGUUGCGGAAUCCCCAACGCCUUCGGCGAUGGGCUCCCUCCAAAACAUCAAUAUGGACUCCAUGUUACGUCACACGUUCGUCCCGGAUUACUCCGUGCGAGCCAUCACCGAGCUACACUACCUUACUGUCAAACGAUCUCUCUACCUGGCUGCCAAACGCGCCACGUUGAUGGAAAAGGGUGCGCUGUCCAAGGGUGCUACCAACGAACAGUUCGACACAGAAGUUGACAAGCUAUUGCAGUCGGUCGAUGAGGACAUAAGCAUCAGUGGGGAACAUAAGACUCCAUCACGACAAGUGUCGCCCAACCCGGCGGCGAUGUCGUCCCCUGUCGCGCGUGCGUCGCUCACGUCGCGCGCGUCUCCGCCCCCGCGACACGAGAACGCUUUCAACGGCUCGCGCGACGAACACGAGAAGCUACUCAAAUCACCUUAACACGAAACCUUGCCGCUCGUGCUACUAACACCCGUCUCACACAGAGCCACAAAUAACUAAACUAGUUAGCAAUUACAAUUGACAACUAGUUUGCAAUUACAAUAGUUUAAAAUUGUACGUCGCACACGGCGUUACUCAAAAAUUACUUAACUAAUUUACAAUUACAAUUACAAAAUAAUUAGAAACUGUACGUUGCAUUCGGCGCUACUAAAAAAUUACUAAACUAAUUUGCAAUUACAAUUACAAACUAGUUGUAAAUUACAAGUACCAAACUCGUUAGAAGUUCUAACGUAGAAACUGAGCGUCGCACACGGCGCCACUCAAAUACUCAUAAAUGACUAAACUAGUUAGCAAUUACAAUUGACAACUAGUUUGUAAUUGUAAUUUCUAACUAGUUACAAACUGUACGUCGCGCACGGCGCUAAAUUGCAAAGAUAUCUCUAUAUUUUUGUAGAGAUCUAUAAUCUAAAAAAAAUGCGAUCCAAUCUGAGCUUUUAUCUAUUUUAUUCGAUUGUCCAAAAUGGAUUACUGUCAAAAUUUAAGUAAAAUAUCAAGCGGAUAUUGUAAAUUUAAUCGUUAAGUGGAGGUACUUACCGAAAAUACCUCAAAUGUAUAAAUAAAUAAAUAUAUAGAGACGCGAACUAUAGAUAAGAAUAGAAGUACUUUGAUCUAGUACAUACACACAUACAUAAACUCGGGUCUAUUUCCCACCGGGGUAAGCAGAGGCUCGAUUGACGAAUGUGGAGAAAACAAGAGAAGGACAUACUCCUCCAUUGUCUCUGCGUGCCCCAUUGAUCUAUUUAUACCCUAAAAAAAGAUGGAAUAUCUCAGAUAAAUUAUAGACGGGACUUGCCUUUGCGCAUAAGGAGUAAUACUACUUAUAGAACGGCAACUCCGCCCCCCACCAGCGGCUGAGCUAGGUUUACCUCACCCCAGUAAAGAAUUAUUGAUUGAUUGAAUAAAUAAUUCUGAUCUUCUAUCGGGUGGGUUGCGAGGAUUACCAAACCCCAUCAACCCUGGUGUCAAGGUUACUAUUGAGCCGCCAAAGGCUUUUUACUCAUGGAACGACUACACACAUCGGUAAGUAACCGGGACCAACGGCUUAACGUGCCUUCCGAAGCGCAGAUCAAUCGUUCUGAUUUCUGAACGUCUUAAACGAAUACCAAAAUAAAACUGUCAUAAAAAAACAAAGCACGAACCGAUUGCUCGUGUACUUCGGCAGGGACCGCGUGCGCUUGAUAGCUCCCGUCUAUAAUUUCUCCGAAAAGGUAGUAUAAUACUAUAAGUACGCACUGUUGGAAUGAAGUAGAGAGCACUUAGUGACGUGUUUGAAAAGCGUUAUGGGAAUUGGCCUUUUCGAAAAAUGUACAUUAUGAGAAUUGGCCUUUUCGAAAAAUGUGCAUUAUGAGAAUUGGCCUUUUUGAAAAAUGUGCAUUAUGAGAAUUGGCCUUUUUGAAAAAUGUGCAUUUUGAGAAUUGGCCUUUUUGAAAAAUGUGCAUUAUGAGAAUUGACCUUUUUGAAAAAUGUGCAUUAUGAGAAUUGGCCUUUUUGAAAAAUGUGCAUUUUGAGAAUUGGCCUUUUUGAAAAAUGUGCAUUUUGAGAAUUGGCUUUUUCGAAAAAUGUGCAUUAUGAGAAUUGGCGCUUUUGAGAAUUGUGCAUUAUGAGUAAAAAAAACAGUAUUAAUAAGAAUAUAGCCAAACUAUGUCUUCGUAAAUAUAUUUCGUCGUUUUAGUUAAAAAUUACUUAAAUUUAAAGUACAAUUGAAGGAGUUUUCUGGCUACGUUCCCCAAAAACAAUGCAGAUGGCGUUGUACAGCUUUAGCAUGAUAAUUACCUAUUUUCUCAUUACUCGGGUACAUAAUUAUUCCAAAAUACAAUGUAAUGGCAGAAGUAUUUAUAAAAAUAUUGAUGCUUGAUAUAUAGAUCAGUAUAAUAAUGAGUGGAAGAUGUGUUGUGCCUGGGUGUAAUAACAAAGGUCAUUAUUUAUGCCCAAAUACAAAGAUAAAAGAUGAAAAUUUCUAUAACAUAAACAGCCUAUACACGUCCCACUGCUGGGCACAGGCCUCCCCUCAAUCAACCGGAAGGGGCAUACUCCACCACGCUGCUCCAAUGCGUUGGUGAAGGUGUUUUUACGGCUAAUAGACGGGAUGGCUUAACGUGCCCUCCGAAGCACGGAAUCGUCUUACUUUUUCGGACAAUCAGGUGAUUCAAGCCUGAAAAGUCCUUACCAAACAAAGGACAGUCUCACAAAGUGAUUUCGAAGUCCCCAUCGGGAAUCUAACGCGGACCUCCAGAUCGUGAGCCUGACGCUCUAACCACUAGACCACGGAGGCUGUGCAGAUUUUUAUUAUCCGUGAAAUUGGAAAGUUAAACGAAGGCAACUCUUAACGCUAUCUGUAUUUUUAUCGGGAAACGUAGCUAAGAAAACCCCUAAUAGAAAUUCAGUUAUUGUUGAUAGCAACGUCGCACAACAACGAGCGGUGUUGUGCGAGGUUGUCGAACACGUCUACCAACACCUGUUGCGGCAUUUUUGUCUAGUGAAGACGAGGCUUGAAGCGACACACGUGUAACCCGCCGAUCCGACGUCGCCUCUGUGUGUAGCAUAAUUCGGUUUAGGCGCAUAAUGACAAAAAUCAUUAGGUACAUUAUUUAUGAAAUAAAAAUAAAUUACUAUGUCAUUAGAUACACAUUACAAAAAAAUAAUACACAAAAAAGAGAAAAAUAAAAUAGCGCGCUUAAAAAUGAUUUACGAUACAAUAACAGUGCCGUGUUUAUCAAAAGUUACAAGUCUACACGUUUACAAGCUACAAGUCACUCACAAGUACGGUCAAGAGUACUAAUAUGUAUACACUUUGAUACCAUGUCACAUUAACUUUUUUGACAAUUUAAACCGUAAGUCUCAUUAAAUAUCAAAUAUGAUGGUACGACAGGGUUGUUGGCAUGACUGUACAGUCAUGAGCAAUACAAUGUACCCACUUUAGGACUCUGUCGCACUGACAUAUUUGACAUUUAGUAAGACUUACAGUUCAAUUUGCCAAAAAAGUUAAUGUGACAUGGUACCAAAGUGUAUACAUAUUAAUGCUCGUGACCGUACGUGUAAAUUACGUUUAUGAAAAAAGUAGAGAGAUUAUAAAAUUAACUUGUAAAAUAAAUAUUGACACUUGUAACAUGUAUUUUAAAUUUGUGAUUUUGAUAAAAACAUUCUUGUAAUAAUGAAUUUUUUUACAAGUAAAUUUCUUGUAAUACAAGGGCUUGUAAGUUUUGAUAAACAGAGUAAAAAAAAGUACAAUUAUGUAAAAGUAAGUUCCUAUUAUUACUUUUAGUUUACUUUAGUAUUAGACUGAGUUUUUUUCUUUUUAAUGAAGGACUUUCGAGGUUAAGUUCCCCAAAAAUAAUAUAGAUAGCUUUGUCGAGAUUUAACGUGUUAGUUACAUAAUAAUUCAAAAAUAUAAUACAAUGGCAGAAGCAUAAUUAUAUAAAAAUAAUUGUUGCUUGAUAUUUGGAUCACAUUAUGUAUAGAAUUAUGUUGCUACCUAUAUUGCUUAUCUAUAUUUUGAUCACAAUAAUAACGGGUGGAUUUAAUUGUGCGUGGGUGUAAUGAAAAGGUUGCCUUCAGUCUCUACCAAAACAAUGUCGCCAACUUGUAGCGGUUCAGUUUUUGCCCGCUCACGUUUUUGUAUAAGUUCACUCGCGUAUUCAUCCUUAAACCUUUUCCGUAAGUCUUCGCGUAAAUUCUGACAAUAACGAUUCAUCAUUUAUACCCAAAAACAAAGAUGCAUAUGUCUGUUAUCAAUGAAAUUACAAGUGUGCAAGUACUUAAUUUAAACUAGUCUAUAAAUAAUACCAUGGAUUGUAUUAAGUUUACGCGGUUAGUAUUAUAAUUAAAACACAUAAUAACGGGUUCUUACCGCGUUUAAAUCAGGGAUAUGAGACUCCCGAUAUUUUUGCAAGUGCCAUGAUCACGGGAUGACUGAUGAGAUUGGAGUGGAUUGGCACUUGCAACAAGCACUUGCGAGUGGGAUGGCGCCCAGAGUAGUCUAUUUCAAAGCCGUACUAGGACUCCUGUCCUCCGCCUCUGAAUAGUACUGACAGUUACUGCUGCCCUCUGUCAGGUCCCAGGUACCAUGCGACUUGCCAUACAGUCCCAGUGAUUUUUGUGAUUAGUCCCCACCGGGAUUCGAACCCAGUAGGUAAGCCCAACGCUCAACCAAUGGACCACGGAGACCUACAAAUAAUAAGCAAAGUUUGAACAGCGAGGGACGUCUGUCUUAUGUAUUACUAUUAAUAGUUACUCUAAAUACAGUCAUGAGCAACAUAAUGUACCCACUUUAGGACUCUGUCGCACUAACAUAUUUGACAUUUAGUGAGACUUACAGUUCAAUUUGUCAAAAAAGUUAAUGUGACACGGUACCAAAGUGUAUACAUAUUUGCUCGUGACCGUACACAGUGUUGGUAACACCGUAACGAAUAAUGAAGGGAAAUGAUUCAGACCAUGAUUAUGAGUUGAUAUCUAGUGGAAUUUUCCGUCGCAAAAGUAUGGAUCUGAAAAUAAUUAAAAAUAACACAAAAAAUUACAUAGAUUUUCCGACAGAAAAAUCCACUUGAUAUUAACUCAGAAUAAUGAGCUGAAUCAUACCUCUCAGUAUUCGUUAGGAUGUCACUUACACCCCGUACAGUCAUGAGCAAUAUAAUGUACCCACUUUAGGACUCUGUCGCACUAACAUAUUUGACAUUUAGUGAGACUCACAGUUCAAUUUGUCAAAAAAGUUAAUGUGACAUGGUACCAAAGUGUAUACAUACCGUACAAGUACAUACAGGUAGCCAUACAAGUAGGUGUGGGUGUUAGUGACACCGUAACGAACACUGAGGGGGAUGAUUCAGACUAUUCUGAGUUGAUAUCAAGUGGGAUUUCCCGUCGGAAAAGUAUGGAACUACUGGUCUGAAUAAUCCCUCAGUUUUCGUUACGAUGUCACUCCCUAACGCCCUGUACGAUGUAAAAUGAACAAAAUUAUUCAAUCGAAUGUACAUAAUAAUCAUAAUAAUUAUUGGUUACUUAAGAAUGUAUGUUAUUUAAUAAAUGAUUGUUACAUAAGUA